Molecule: messenger RNA, 837 nt
Organism: Colletotrichum destructivum
Lineage: Eukaryota; Fungi; Ascomycota; Sordariomycetes; Glomerellales; Glomerellaceae
Product: Putative enoyl-CoA hydratase/isomerase, ClpP/crotonase-like domain superfamily
Exons: 1
Coding region: 1-837 (278 amino acids)
Biological process (GO): fatty acid beta-oxidation
Cellular component (GO): mitochondrion
Molecular function (GO): enoyl-CoA hydratase activity
Source: RefSeq, a predicted model, not a curated record
AUGAUUUCCUCACCAACAGAAACACCGCCGCCGGCGACGCCCAUCUUCCUCAAGCUCUCCUACCCGGCGCCCCGCGUUCUCCUCGUGCGGAUGGACCGGCCGAAGGACCUCAACGCCAUGUCAACAGCAGCACAAUGGGAGAUGGACUCAGUGUGGCGGUGGUUCGACCAAGAACCAAACCUGAGCGUCGCCGUCAUCACCGGAACGGGACGGGCGUUCUCGGCAGGGGCCGAUCUGAAAGAGUGGAAUAGCACCAUGGCCGCCGAUGCCGACCCGAGCAAGCGGAUGGGCAACGCUCCCGCCUUCAAGCCCCUGAGUCGGCGGCUGGGCAAGAAGCCCGUCGUCGCAGCGGUCAACGGCCUCGCGAUGGGCGGCGGAUGCGAGUUCGUCGUCAACUGCGACCUCGUCGUCGCGGCCGACGACGCGUACUUCGGGCUCCCGGAGGUCAAGAGAGGAAUCGCAGCCAUCGGCGGCGCCCUGCCGCGGCUCAUCCGCACCAUCGGCCUCCAGCGGGCGAGCGAGUUCGCGCUGACCGGGCGCAACGUCUCGGCGCAGGAGAUGGCGGGGUGGGGGAUCGUGAACAAGGUGGUGCCCAAGGAGAAGGUCGUGGACGAGGCGGUACGCUAUGCGACGAUGAUCGCGGCCCACUCGCCGGACGCCAUCAUCUGCACAAGGGCAGGGCUGAGGCAGGGCUGGGAGGCGGCAUCUGUCGAGAGGGCAGUGGAGUGGACUUUGGAAAAGGAGUUUGCCGAGUUACAGCGAGGCGAGAACAUUCUCGAGGGCCUCAAAGCCUUCUCUGAGAAACGGGAGCCCAGGUGGAAGGGUAGUCGGCUGUGA